AUGCGCCGGCACCCAGUCCGCGCCUCCCAAAUGCUACGGGCAGGGACCGCGCGCGACACCUCCACAGUCAGCCUCAUCAACAGUUUCGAUUCAGACCUCAACCCUUCCCGUCCCGCCAAAUCCUCACCUCUCGGAGCCUCCGUCGACACCGGUCUCCCUCUCGAAUUGCUCGAUCGAUUGAAGGCUUUUCCACUCUUCCAAAGCGCUCCCGAGUCCUUCCUACUGUCCAUCGGCAAGAGCUUACGGCCGACGAUCUACCAACCCGCGCAGGAGAUCGUAAGAGAAGGCGAAGAUGCCAAGGCAAUGUACUGGCUGGUGCGCGGCUCUGUCCGUGUCACCAGUCGCGAUGGGGAGAGCACAUACGCCGAACUCAAACCCGGCGCCUUCUUUGGCGAGAUUGGAAUCCUCAUGGACAUGCCGCGCACCGCGAGCAUCGUGGCGAGCAUCCGGAGUCUGCUCGUACGGUUGAACAAGGAGGAUCUACAGAAGGAGCUGCCGUCAUAUCCGGAGGUGGAGCGGGCCAUUCGGGAAGAGGCAUUGGAACGAUUGACGAUCCUCGAGCGGAAGAAGAAGGAGAAACGCGCUGGUGCACAUCUGGGUGACGAGGGGACUGUCCGGCCUCCAAGCGGGACGCGCAAGCGUUCGCAUGACUGGAUGUCAGACGAUGUGGACAUGGGCGAGGCAGGAUCGUUGGCAGAUGGAGAGGUUGUCAGUCAUAAGAAACGAAAAUCGCCUUCGCCAGGAAUAGCAGAGGUGGCUGCCUCGAGCGCUCUUGGAUCAGGACCUCUCACAGUUCGACAACUUCUCAAAGAGCUCCCAUUAUUCUCGGGGUUGCCUUCAGAGAUAUUACACUUUCUCGGCAUCAACGCACAACCGACCUCUUAUCCGCCGUUCACUGAAAUCAUCAAACAAGGAAGUGAAGGGCGCGAUGUCUAUUUCAUCGUCAAGGGUGACGUCGAAGUCCUUACGAACGCCCCUGAAUCAUUACAGAGCAUCGACGAGAUGGGCGGAAGCUUAUCGCCAAAAGCUCCCGAACCGCGCACUCAAGCCCGACUUCGCGCUGGGCAGUAUUUUGGCGAAGUCACCACUCUAAAUUUGGCGCCCAAGCGGACGGCAACCGUGCGUAGCGUGAGUGCUGUGGAGUGUCUACAGAUUUCAGGAGGCGUGCUGGACGAAUUGUGGCAGCGCUGUGGACCCGAUAUUCGUCUGCAGGUGGAGAACGAGGCUCGGAGGAGACUCAAAGCGGCCAAGAAGGACAUCGAUGUGGUCAUGGUCGAUGUUGGUGGCUCGGCAGGCGCAGUCCCGAGCAUUAACGUCUCAGUAAACGGAUCCGCGCAAAGCACAACCGACGAAGAUGGAGAUCUGAACUCCUGGAGGGCAGACUUGCCCACUGUCAAGUUUGACGGACCGCUCCUGGGCGACCCUGCUCCCACGCAUACGCCUCAGAUGGAACCCAUAGAUCCUGAUCCAUUCUUCAACGAGAACCUGGACAAUAUGCGCGCCCGAUCGCGGCGGUCCUCACUCGCGCCGCCACUCCCUCCGGCAGAUUCGGCCCUGUCCGAACCGCAACGAGUACCCAGCCCGCCCACGAUCCGUCUCCUCUCUCCUUCGCCUCUCAAACCACAUACCUCUCGGAGACUAUCUAACGACUCUACUACAAAUUCCGCGUCGCCGAAUUCGCCAGUCUGGCGUGGUCUGAGUGCACCGAGACGGCCCAGCUUGGACCGAAGACCAUCCAACCAUGGCAAGGGCAAACUUCCUGACACCAUCCUCACCUCGAUAUUUCAGCAUCUGGAUCUUUACAAUCUUAUGCGUUGUCGUGAAGUCAGCAUGCAUUGGCACCAUCUUUUGACGACAUCUCGCGACGUAUUACAACACCUCAAUCUGUCACGAUAUAAUAAAUAUGUAACAGACGAAACUUUAAGGGAUGUCAUUGUGCCGUUCGUCGGUGACCGUCCCAGUUUCGUGGACAUAUCAAAUUGCUUCCACAUGACCGAUGAAGGAUUCAAGCUAUUGACCGAAGCCUGCGGGAGCAAUGCACGCGUAUGGAAGAUGAAAUCCGUCUGGGACGUCAGCGGACCCGCCGUCCUCGCGCUCGUCGAUAAAGCCAAGAACCUGGAAGAAAUCGACCUGAGCAACUGCCGCAAAGUCGGCGACAACCUCCUCGCCCGCGUCGUCGGCUGGGUCGUCCCCGAACCUCGGCCCGCCCUACACAUGAACAUGCCGCACCACCCGAGCCACAAACGCAGUGGCGGACCCAAACGACCCACCCUCUCGCCCAGCGACGCCAACACCGCCCAAUCCCAAUCCCAACACCAACAACAACAACCAAACCCAGCCGCCCCUCCCCCUGGCACCGUCAUCGGCGCCGCCAACCUCAAACGCAUCACCCUCUCCUACUGCAAACACAUACAAGACCGGAGCAUGGCGCACCUGGCCGCCCACACCUCCGCCCGCCUUCAACACCUCGACCUCACCCGCUGCACCUCCAUCUCCGACGCUGGCUUCCACGCCUGGUCCGCGCACGCCUUCCCACAACUGCACACCCUCAUCCUCGCCGACUGCACCUACCUCAGCGACGCCGCGAUCGUAGGCCUCGUCGCCGCCUGCCGCGCGCUCCGCGUGCUGGAUCUAAGUUUCUGCUGCGCGCUCUCCGACGCCGCGACCGAGGUCCUCGCCCUAGGCCUGCCGCGCCUCCGACGGCUGGACCUCGCCUUCUGCGGCUCCGCCGUCAGCGACCAUAGUCUGCGCUGCAUCGGCCUGCACCUGCUGGAGCUCCGGUAUUUGGGCGUGCGCGGCUGCGUCCGAGUCACGGGCCAGGGCGUCGAGGGCGUGGUGGAGGGAUGUCGGGAUUUAGAGGUUUUCGAUGUUAGCCAGUGUAAGAAUCUGAGGCCCUGGUUGGAUCGGAAGGGUAUCGGUAGAGUUAACGGAUUGCUGGGCGCGGCGCCGGGGAGGGGGGGCCGCAGGGCGAUCCGGUUUGAGACGGUGGCGGAUGGGAGCUGGAGGGCUCCGGCACCGGGGCCACGGGAAUGA
Molecule: messenger RNA, 3033 nt
Organism: Dissoconium aciculare CBS 342.82
Lineage: Eukaryota; Fungi; Ascomycota; Dothideomycetes; Mycosphaerellales; Dissoconiaceae
Product: RNI-like protein
Exons: 1
Coding region: 1-3033 (1010 amino acids)
Molecular function (GO): protein binding; protein-containing complex binding
Source: RefSeq, a predicted model, not a curated record